AACACACCCUUAGCCUCUCCGUCCAUGUUGUAUUUCUGCCCUUCUUAAUCCUACCCUCUCUCCCGUCGUUCUCAAUCGCCGCCGGCAAUUGCCCUCGGCGUCGUUCAUCAAUCCACAAACCUCCUUCCUUAUUCCCAUACUUCAUCAUCUACGAUUUUCUCCUUCUCGACCGUACUCGCGUUGCUCGUGCUUUCUUUUUUUGUUGGCGGUUGCUCGCGGUCCGGUGGUCUUCUGCUUCGAGUUCUUCCCGACGUUUCCGGUCUUCUUCUCAGAUCACAUUUCUACCUUCGAAGCCUUAAUUUCUUAUGCAUCAAAAGAGAUAAUCACCAGAAGAAGGGUUGCACGCAAAAACGAAGCUCAAAGGGAACCUCGACAAUGGCCGCUGCCAUGAUCUGAGAGGAACAUUUGUAGUUUCUGAAUUCAGGAAAAUACAGUUUAUUCACGUAUGCUCAAAUUGCUGCAGCAAUGCUUUUGAAUUGAAUUCAGUGUAGUAAUCAGAUCCCUCGAUGCUUCUUCCGCAGUCCUCUCAUGGCUGUCCUUUGUCAUUUCCCCUAUUUCACUUCUCUCACUUCUUCUUUCCAUAAACUCCCCCUUUCUCCUCCUCAACCAUCCCAUUUUCACUUCAACCGCUGCUGUUGGAGAACUUCUGCAGUUUCAUCGAAGAAACCAAGUAUUAGGAACGCGAAGAAGAAUGGAGAUCUGUUCAAUGAGAUUAGGAGAUUCUUAUCCUCUGUUGGACUCCCUGAAAAUCAUGUGCCCUCCAUGAAGGAGCUUUCUGAGCAUGGCAGGCAGGAUCUUGCGAAUAGGGUCAGGCGGAGAGGUUAUAAGUAUAUAAGAAAGAUGCUUGAUGAAUCAAUGGCAACAAGCUCGAGCGACAAUGGUGGAAAAUUGCAGGAAUCCGAUGAUUCUAAAGGUCAGGACGAGAAUCUUGAAGUGUUGCCUGAUAUUCAGGCGGGCUCCGAUAAUGGUGCUGUGACAACCAACGCACAGUUUGUGCUCAACAAGGAAUCCUCUCAUGUCAUAGAACCUGCAGCUUUGUCUUUGCACGAAAAGGCGGCCAAUUUUAUUGAGCGCGGCGAAUUAGAGGCAAUAGAAGAUUGUAACUUGGAAGUCGGGCAUGCAGAGGGAUCAGAACAGAACAGUGAAUCAGAAACAUUGUCCGAAAAUGCACCUCCUUCUCUCCCAAAGAACGAAAAUCCAGCAUUUGAAGAACAAGCAUAUAAUGACAAGGACUUGGAUUUCGAGGCUCGGGAAUUGGAGACUCAAGCUGAAGUUAAGCGUCUGAAAUUCUUACUGAAUAAGAAAGAAACAGAACUUGCGCUACUGAAGCAGCAAAUCGAGAAGGAAAAGCUUUCUUUGUCUGUUUUGCAAACUGAAGCAGAAACAGAGAUGAGCCUCACGAAAAAACUUAUCUCCGAGAAGGAGAAUCAAUUAGAGGCAGCUGAAGAAAGCCUUUCUGGUCUUAAGGAGGUCGAGAUCUUAUACUCGGGAGACGGGGAGUUUGUCGAGUUAGCCGGGAGCUUCAACGGUUGGCGCCACACUCUUAGAAUGGAAUUGGAGACGCUCCCCGAAUCAAGGACAUCUCGACUUUGGAGAACGGUCUUGUGGCUCUAUCCCGGCAUCUAUGAGAUAAAGUUCAUCGUGGACGGGCAAUGGAAGAUCGAUCCGCAACGGGAGUCGACGACCCGGGGAUCCUUACAGAACAACGUUCUUCGGGUAGAACGAUGAUGUUAAAAAAUCAGCUCUUCUUUACAGGUAAGUAGUAUAAGAUAGGUAUGUUUGAUAUGAUCGUUGGUAGUUGAUACGGUAAUUAUCUAAAGUUUCUAGAUGCAUAAAUCUUGCACCUACCCACCAACCACAUGAAGCGACCAUGCACGAUUUUCUAUUACUAAAAGGCCCUGCUGUCAACUUUUUCCUUUUGUUAUUAUUAUUAAAAUUUCCCACACCCAACAUUUUAGGGUGACAA
Molecule: messenger RNA, 1966 nt
Organism: Andrographis paniculata
Lineage: Eukaryota; Viridiplantae; Streptophyta; Magnoliopsida; Lamiales; Acanthaceae
Product: protein PTST homolog 3, chloroplastic
Exons: 13
Coding region: 529-1728 (399 amino acids)
Source: RefSeq, a predicted model, not a curated record